AGGUAAAAUGCAUAAGUUGGGCGAAGUCCGCUGUGAACUCCCAUAUAAGCAGUAGAGAGAGUGGCAAGCAGAGUGACAGAUCAAUUCUCUGAAAAGUUGAGCGAGCGAGUGAAUGAGGUGGGAGGAUACCAGAACUAUAAAUAAGCAGAAAUACAUCGCUAAACCACAAAAAUGCUUGCUCUAUUUCUGCAUUUUUACUAUUAAUUUUGGAAUACCCUAGAAUCUUUUAUUUUUCGAUAGUUUCUAGGGUUUUCAAAAUGGAAUUAGAGUUUUGGGUAUACAAACCAAAGUUUUAAAAGAUCUAUUCUCUCUUGUAAAAACUAAAACAACUUCAUCUUUCUAGAAAAAAAAAAGGAUAUGGCUACAGCACCAGAAGAGAAGAAACUUCAAGAUCAACUCAAAGAAGCUGGGAAAAAACUCCUCAAACCUCCGCUUUCAGUUGAUCAACUUCUUCCCCUUAUAUCUGAAGUGGAGGCUCUUUUAUUGAAGGUGGAUCAGUCACCAUCUAAGUCGAUGCAAAAGGCCAUUUCUCCAUUGGUGAGGGCACUGGCUGCAGAUGACCUUUUGAGACACAUUGAUGCGGAUGUGAAAGUUGCUGUGGCAUCUUGCAUUACUGAGAUCACUAGAAUCACAGCACCCGAGGCUCCGUAUAGUGAUGAUCAAAUGAAGGAUAUAUUUGAGCUGAUUGUAGCAGUAUUUGAGAGGCUGUGUGAUAUGUCUGAUCGUUCCUACUCUAAGAGGGUCUCAAUUCUUCAUACUGUGGCAAAGGUGCAGUCUUGCGUUGUCAUGCUGGACCUAGAGUGUGACUCGCUCAUCCUUGAGAUGUUCAAGCAUUUUCUGAACACCAUUAGGGACUUCCACCCGGAGGGUGUCUUUACCUCCAUGAAGAAAAUUAUGUCCUUGGUUCUGGAAGAAAGCGAGGAUAUUUCUCAUGAGAUUCUCUCUCUUUUUUUAAGUAUCUUAAAGAAGGACAAUCAGGAUGUAUUGCCUACUAUGAGGAAAUUGGCAGAGAAAGUACUUGAAAACUGCAAAACUAAGUUGAAGCCAUACCUCAAGCAAAUAGUGGAAGACACAGGCUUGUCACUGAAUGAUUACAGUGACGUUGUUUCCUGUAUAUGUCACGAGACGCCUGAUGCAAUCAAGCAUUGCGAUGAUGUGUCAGAAGAACAUUCGGAAAAUGGGGGCAAGCCAUAUGAGAAAAUGAUCUCUGAUGAGCCACAGGUGACCAAAGAGAUGGAAAUAGAGGAAGUGGUUACUCACCCCCUCGUAAAAGAAUCGAAAAAGCUUGUGACAAGCAAUGGUAUAUCCACUACUGACAAUGGAAAGUCUUUGGUAACUCCAACUUCUCCAGGAAAGAACCCAGAUCUUUCUAUUAUCAAAUCUCAAUCUAGAAGGCAGAGUGACCCUGAUGAAAAUCGUUCUACAAGGGGCCUAGAUUUAAAAAAGAAAAAUAGAAAAAGGUUACUUGGUUCCCCUUUAGAACCACAAGAUGAUCAAGUUGAGCAUCAAGGGCCAGUAUCUUCAGACAGUAUCCUGAAAAAGGCGUCUGAAGGAAGUAGUAAUUUGGAAGCACGGCCAUCUGGACAUUUGGGUAAAAGGGAAGUUUCUGAGGUGGUCAAUGAGGAUAAAGUGGUAUCUGAAAAGGACGGGGUCAUGAAGGAUUGUGAUCCUACAAAGGAUUCAGAAGAAAGGAGCUUAAAGAAGUCUGCGGAGAAGUUAGAUAGAAGUGAUUCUGAGGGCAAACCAUCACUGAAAAAGCUGGGAGGUGAAGCAAGGAAGGCAAAAGGGGGAACCAUUACCGGGAAGGACGUAAUUGGUGACCUGAGUAGCAAGUCCAACUCAAACUCAGCGAAUAAACGCAGUCUUUCUAAAGAAACACCCAAAACAACAUCAAAGAGAAAACGUACACCAGGGAAGGACGAGGCUUCUAAAAAAAUGUCGUCUGUUGAAGAACAUGAUGAGAAUUUGGUUGGUUCCAGGAUAAAAGUUUGGUGGCCAGAUGAUAAGAAGUUUUAUAAAGGCGUGGUCGAUUCUUUUGAUCCCAUUAAGAAGAUGCACAAGGUAUUAUAUGUUGAUGGUGAUGUAGAGGUGUUGAAACUCACCAAGGAACGAUGGGAGCAUGUUAAAGAGAAGCAUGAGAGCAAGAAAAUGAAAACAGAUUCUGAUUCGUCAACUCAGCAUGGAAAGACAGAUUCUUCAGUGAAAAGUAAAUCCAUGGAGGCCACCGACUCCGAAGAUGAAUUGAAGGAUGACGACAGACUUAAUAGAACAAAAACCAUCCCUAAAAUUUCACAUAAAUCCAAGGAUGGUUCUGGAAGAUCCAAGGAAAGCACUGCGAAAACUGGUAGUAAGUCAAAAGAGGGCACUCCGAAGCUCGAUAAUAAGUCGAAGGAUGAUGCUCCAAAAACUAGUGGAAAGUCCAAGGUAGAUAGUGGCGGUAAAUCUGAGAAAAUCAUCGCCAAAACUGAUAUUAAGUUGCAAAAGGGCAGUUCAAAAACCAACACACAUUCAAAGGAUGCGAGCGCCAGCAAGUAUAAGGAAAACACCAGCAGAACUACAAGUGUCAGUAAGCCAAAAGAUGAUACCCUGAAGAUUGGCAGCAAGUCUAAGGAUGUGUCGGUCGGUGAAACAGGGGACUGCAUCACCAAACCAAAAAUUGGCAGCGAUUUGAUAGACGUCUCCCUUAAGCUUGGCAGCAAGUCCAAAGAUGGGUGUCCUGCUGGAACAGAGAAAAACAUUUCGAAACCAAACUCCAGCAGCAACUCAAAAGAGGAUAAUCCAAAGCUUGGCAGGAAGUCCAAGGAUUGGAGUGCUGGUGAAACAGAGGAAAAUAUUACAAAAUCUGAAUCUGGUACUAAAAAUAAAGGUGGUGCCUUAAAGCUUGUCAUCAAGUCCCAGGAUGCAAGUACUAGUGAUUUGGAGGAAAGCACUACCAACUCUGAAACUGGCAGUAAGUUGAAAGGUGGUAAAAUGUUCGUAAUCGUGUCGAAGAACGAGAAUGAAGUUGAUACCGAGGAAAACAAUACCAAGUCUGAAACUAGUGGUAAGCUGAAAGGUGGUAAUACAAAGUUCAUCAUCAUGCCCAAGAAAGAGAAUGAUGCUGAUUCCGAGGAAAACAUCACCAAGUCUAAGCUUGGCAGUAAGUCGGAUGAUGCACUAAAGCUUAGCGAAAAGACAGCAGAUGAUAAUCCUACAACCAGUACCAAAUCAAAGACUGAUACCCCCAAAACUGAUAAACAGAGGGUGAAUGCAAAUUGCAAAAGGAAAGAUGGUUCAUCAAAUGCAGAGGAAGGUGCGGAUAUGGAGAGGGGAAAAUCGGUGAAUGACUCCGCAAAGUCAUCACAAACAGAGAGUGAGACAGAGACUGCGAAGAAACGGCAGAGGAAGUGAAUGGCUGAUGCACCAGAUCCCAUUUUGGCUAGGAUUUGACUCAAGUGUGUACACAUUUUAUAAUUUUUGUUUUGUUCCUCCCAUCUUCUGAUCAGCUUAGAAGGGACUUAUAUGUAUCGCCGAAGCUUUUAACGCAACAGAGUUUAGGAUAAAUUUUUGAUGUGGGCGUUCUUAGAUGGGGGCAUGAGGGACAAAUCAGGAGUUGACAUGUGUUUUUCAUAUUAAUUGAUUCCAACAAAUUUUGUUUCCAAAAAAACAAGACAAUUUAUUUUUUGAGAAAAUAUUGGUUAUCUUAAUUGCUUAUAUUUUAUCUUUGAUAUUUUUGGAAGCAAAAUUAGUUGAAUCAAUUAAUAUGAAAAACACAUGUCAAUUCCUGAUUUGUCCCUCGUGCCCCCAUCUAAGAACGCCCACAUCAAAAAUUUAUCCCAGAGUUUAAUGGAGA
This is a messenger RNA of Papaver somniferum (opium poppy), 3832 nucleotides long. RefSeq lists its product as uncharacterized. Lineage: Eukaryota; Viridiplantae; Streptophyta; Magnoliopsida; Ranunculales; Papaveraceae. Gene Ontology annotation, cellular component: chromatin; nucleus. Gene Ontology annotation, biological process: mitotic sister chromatid cohesion; DNA repair. Bases 358 to 3390 code for a protein of 1010 amino acids. The transcript is spliced from 13 exons. The record is from RefSeq and is a predicted model, not a curated record.